Molecule: messenger RNA, 8394 nt
Organism: Apus apus (common swift)
Lineage: Eukaryota; Metazoa; Chordata; Aves; Apodiformes; Apodidae
Gene: LUZP1
Product: leucine zipper protein 1
Exons: 4
Coding region: 281-3631 (1116 amino acids)
Source: RefSeq, a predicted model, not a curated record
UUGAGGUGCCCGUGCCUCACGUGGGAGUGCAGUGGGUUACCUUAAAGGGAAAAUCUGAUGAAACUGCUUCAAGAACUUGUUGUUACAUGUGAUAUCUUAGUGGAAUUUACCAGAAUAAAAAGGAGAUUCCUGACCUAGGAUCUGGAACAGAGCUGAAAAAACAUUAAUUCCUCAGGGUGAGAUUGCCUCUGUUCAAGGAAACUGUUACGUACUAGGAAUAGACAAGGUGUUAAAGACCACCCCAUCCACCCAGGCUACCUAAAAGGAAAACAAAUCCAACAUGGCAGAAUAUACAGGUUACAAGGAAACCUCAAAUCGACACCUACGAUUCAAAUUGCAGAGUCUCAGUCGCCGCCUCGAUGAACUGGAGGAAGCAACCAAAAAUCUGCAGAAAGCAGAGGAUGAGCUGCUUGACCUCCAGGACAAAGUUAUCCAGGCAGAAGGCAGCAACUCCAGCAUGCUGGCUGAUGUUGAAGCCCUGAGGAAAAGAGUCCUGAAGAUCGAAGGCAAGGAUGAAGAGAUUAGGAAGGCUGAAGAGCUUUGCCGGUUGAUGAAAGAAAAACUUGAAGAGGAAGAGAGCCUGACCCGAGAGCUGAAGUCAGAAAUUGAACACCUUCAGAGGAGAAUGGCAGAGCUGGAGAAGCUGGAGGAGGCCUUUGGCAGGAGCAAGAAUGACUGUACACAGCUGUGUCUUAGCCUCAAUGAAGAAAAGAACUUGACCAAAAAGAUAUCUACAGAAUUAGAAAUACUUAGAGUGAAAGUGAAAGAACUGGAAGCAUCUGAGGACAGGCUGGAUAAAACUGAGCAGAGCUUAACAGGCGAGUUAGAAAAACUGAAAUCCUUAGCACUGAGCUUUAUCACUGAAAGAAAGCAUUUUAAUGAAAGAGAAAAGCAGAAUGAAAAAAUAAUCCAGGAGCUAACACAAAAACUAGAACAAAACAAUAAACUAAAUAGGACAGAUCAAACUAGAAAUGCAUCCAACUUGCUAGAAAGGUCUUCAAAUAAUCUCCUGGACAGAAAUGAUUUGAGAAUUGAAGACGACUUGACCUCUGCAUUGCCCUCGAAGGAGACCAGGAGGAAGGGAAGUGUGGAUUACCUGAAACAUGUAGAAAAUGAAACCAGAAAUAAAUCAGAAAACCAAAAGAAUAAAAAUCAGGAAGACAACAAAGUGAAAGAUCUCACCCAAGAAAUUGAGAAACUUAAAACUCAGAUAAAACGUUUUGAAUCUUUAGAAGAAGAACUUAAAAAAAUGAGAGCCAAAAACAGUGACCUGCAAGACAGUUACUUGAGUGAACAGAAUAAAAACAAACUCUUAAUGGGUCAGCUAGAAGAAAUCAAAAUGCAAAUAAAGAAACAGAAAGAUCUGGAGAAUGGAGAGGUUGAAAAUGAAGAUACAAGCUUUUCUAGCAGGGGAAAACAUGACAGACCUAAGUACAGAGGUUUCACAGCUGAUUUGACAGCUGCCAGGCACAAGCCAAGGGAGCUCUCACCACAGCAGCGCCGGGAAAGAGCAAGGAACAGAGAUUUCUCUGUCAGUAACGACAGCUACAGCCACAGUGGUAAGCAGGGGUCAAGUCCAAGCCUAAUGAGCAGGAGAGGAGGAAAAGCAGGUACAUCUGCCCUUUCAGACACUACUGUGACAGAUAUGAAAAGACUAGAAGAGAAAUCUUUAGUUUCCACUUUUUCUUCUGGUCAGAAGGAAGGCCACAUCACUCAGAAUGAGGGCAAGAGAUCAAAAGAGCAGCCAUCUGUCCUCAGCCGAUAUCCUCCUGCUGCACAGGAGCAGAAAUCUUGGAAAGGACCUUCCAAACCUGUUGGUGACACAGGCCUGAGAUCCAAGGCUGAAAAGCCAUCUCGGGUGCUCCGUGGCAACUGCCAAACCAGUGCUGACACACGGGAUGAAAAGACAAGCAAAGGAGAAGCAGUAGUUUCUUUGGCUGAGAAGCUGAAAACAAGUCAGGCAGAAGUCAGUGACUGCUCAGAAAACACUCUGCUCACCAGGGGCAAUCAUGCCUCUUCCAAUGGGACAGCUUCGGGUUACAGAUACCACCUCUCCCAUGUGUCCACAUCAGACUCCACUGGCUGUAAAGCAGAAGCAGUGAAUGCUUUUGCUGCAUCACACAGACAGCCCUCAGAGGGGAGGGCUAAAAGAGCAAUAGUGUCCCAGGAAAAUGAAGUUACAGACACAUCACUUGAAAGUGCAAAGGUUUCAACACUAACAAAGUGUUCCCAUCGCUGCAGAAGCCAGGAAGACAUUCUGCAGACUCUUACAGGUCUUGAUAAAGAAGACACAGAGCAGUCUUCAGCUUCAGCAACAGAUCAGGUAAAUGCUGGCUUAGAAACAGACUCCAAAACCAUCCAGAGUAACCAGGAAAAAUUCAAUUCAGAUGAAGAAUCAGGAAGAAACAAAAAAACAACCACUCAAUCAGAUUUUGAGACAAGAAAGAAAGCAAGUUCCAAGCAGUUCUCCAAUUCUAGAGGAGUUUUUCGAGCAUCACUUUUUGAAAAUGACAAAAACACUACCAAUGAUGAAGAUUCCACAAAGUGUAUAAAAUCAUCCGAUGCCAGCACUGGAGGAUUUAAAUCCAAAAGGUCAUUCAGCCCAAGAGAAGCUCUGAGAUCAAAAGCUGUCAUUAAACCUGCAAUUGUUGAAAAGGAUAUGAAGGCAGUCAUGGGAGGGACAGUUGCUGAGGCAGAGUCGGAAAAGCAGAAGUCUGUUUUCAAAAUGGUAAAAAAUAAAAUGACAAGCAGCAUCACAAUCUUCCCUUCAGAGCCAACAGCUCCAAGGACUAGUGCAGAUACAGCAGCAAGGGAAAGGCUGGUUACCACCAGCAAUAUCAGAGUUGCUCCAAGUGAACCUUCACUAAUAACGAACAGUGUCCCCACACCCUUUGAGGUAUCAAUUAAUAAAAGUGCUCUGAAGUUAUCUGAGUCAGACAGAACUGGAGAAACAGCUCUGAGAAGUAAAGCAGAAACAAUGGUCUCCAGAAGCAGCAUUAUGAUAAAGUCUUCUGAGCACAUGGAGAGGGACAGUGAGCCACCUUCGGAGACAAUCAGCUGGAAGAGCCAUGGCUCUUCAGAUGCAGCUUCAUCUGAAACAAAACAUGUCACUGUGAGAAGUUCCUGGAGAACAAGACAAGGCUUACUUUCCCUGGAGGACUCUCAAACCAACGUGGAGAAACGUGCAGUUUCCAGUACUACAAACGUGUCUAGGUCCUCAGUAGACCUCUCUGAAAUGGAAGAGAACAGUGCAAGAACAAACUCACUGGAGCAGACCUCAGCAAGGACCACAGCAAAUCUCUGGAGUGCCCCGGAAAUGGGGUCCCGAAGGACCAAAAGUAACUUAAGUGCAUCUGAACUGCUAACACGCAGGAACUACACAAGUGAUCCCACAGCAGCUUUUCCUUGGAACCGGACCAUGGUACAUGAUGAAAGCAAAGAUUUUGUGCCCAGCUCCAGAAGAAAACAGUAUGGCUCUUCUGAGUACCUCUCCCAUCCUGACACACCAGGGAAGAGGCCAGCAGCCAAGGUGGGGAUGCAGGACCCAGAAUCCAGCCCCCGUGCAUCACUGGGUCUCCAAAUGGAGGAGCAGGAUGCUUCCCGUGCUUGCUGGACAACAUCUCGGAGAUGAGUUGUGUUCCCUUUCACUCAACAAACACGCUGCAAGGUGGAGCAAGGAGCAGGACAGGAGGCAGCUCAUGGGUGUCGCAGCUGUGUGUAACCUCUCCAGAGGCUUUAGCCAGCCUGAAACCAGUUUUCUAAUGCAAUUUUCAAGGUACAGGAGCUUUACCAGUGAAUUCUUUUUCUUCAUUCCUGAAGAGGCAGCUGCAGAGACUUCACUCAGGGGACUCUCACUUCUCAUUUCUGUACCUGCAGUCUUAAUCUCCUCCAUAGGAUGAUAGCUCUGUUUCCAUCUGGAAACCUGGACCACAGAGCUACUCAGAACACUGGUACUCCCUGCGUUUAGACAUGAUGCCAUAGGUACCCUUGUGAGUACAGUCCACCAGCCCAUGACAACUGUUUUACACUGCUCCACAACUGAAAGCUUUCAGUUCCUAGGGAGAGUUUGCAUUCUCCAAAUACAGCCUUGUUGACUGUGGACACCUCAGUACCUGCCUUCCCAGCACCUUCUGUCUUUAGGCAGCAGGAAACAAUUCCUCACUGAUUGCUUUACACAUUAAGAGGGAAAGAGAGCAGAAAAUGUUAUUUAGAAACAGUUUCUCCCCUAUUACCAUCAGUCUCUGCAAGAAGCUUUGCAUGACCUAAUCACCAGCUGUGAUCUUGCACCAAGAAGUCGCUUCUGAGCCAAACAAACAGCAGUUUGUGCAGCAGUGAAACUUCCUCCUUAUUUAGACUGGGGUGAUUUUUUUUUUUACCCAAAGCUUUGUGUCUACCAAUCACACUCUGCAGGCAACUACUCUGCUGCUUGUUCUUAGCAGUUGAGCUCUAAGGGGAAAAAGACACAGACAAGCAGGAUGUCCUUGUUCCUUCCACAAACAGGGUGGAGACCGCAGAAUUGGACUCUAAGCUGAGCUCCAGAAUGGCUACCUAGGCAGCCUUGGUCUGUGUCCCUCUUCAGGACCACCCCAUCUGCAAAGUCUAGGACCCAGAUAUGGUCAAUACAGAGGUACAUUACCCUGUCAGUGCCCAUGGGCCCCCGAGGGCAGAUGGCAUCACUGCUGGGGGAGGCACAUGCAGCUCCAGGAGGUGCUCAGGUAUUGGAGCAGCAGCUGCCCCAUGCAAGGUGAUUGCAUCUGGCCCACACAUUUGGAACUCUACCAGUUCUUCCUUUACAUUCCACAACCCAGCAGCAGGGCUGUGUCCUGUACACAACCACCACUGACUGUCUCCACUGCUUUCUUCUGCCUAUUGGAAACAGAUGCUCAUCCCUGGGGUGUGGGGGGACAGACAAGGACAACGCUGCAGAAGGGAGAAGGUCCCUUUGCUGUUUUGGAGGUGCUGUCUGAACCCAGCAGCACCCAUGUCUGAGUUGUACCCCACAUCUCACCUUCCAGACAAGCAGCUACCAGAGCAGUGCACAGCUAAAUGCUGUGUCUCCUCCCUGUAUCAACUACAUGCCUCAAUUCUGAGAGGGAAAUGAAUCAAAAAAAGAGCUGGUUGGAAAAGCUCUAUGAAAACUUAUAUACAAAGGAAAGUCUUUCAGUGACGUGAUUUUUUUUAUUUUUUUUUUUAAAUAAAGAUUGUUUGGAGGAAAGGAAAUAUUAUUUUUGAAAAAAAGCAUUUUUUUGCUAUUUUUAGAUGGUUUCCCAAAUUUAUAUUUUUAACCCUUCAUGUUAUUCUUUUAUAUUUCAUUACAAGUGUAAGUGUCGAGUUGCAUAACAAGAGAAAAAGAUAAAUUAGUACUAAGUGGCAGCUCUCAUCUUAAAUUAUAUAAAAACAAAUCAUAUCAACUGCUCUCUUACUAUUUCAUGACAUGGCAGUACUUGUAGAGAAUGGGAUAAAUAUAUUAUCAAGUAUCAUGGGAAAAAAAUUUUAAGCUCGAACUCCAAACUAAAAGUGAAAGGAACUGAAAUUCUGAAGUUAAAUGCAGAUUUCUGAAACACCUCCUGCUGUCCUGUGUUUAUCUGGAUGUAUUGAAAAUUAGUUCAUAUUUUCAAAACCACAGUAGAAUGUAUUUAUUUAUUUUUAAUGAGUCUGUGAAAUUGCAGAAUCCACCCUGAGCACCCUGCUUUGAUCAGAGAUUAACUGUAUGGCACGAUCACCACCACACAAAAAGACAUUUCUGAGAUCGACUGCUUGAACCACAUCAGCUUCCCCUGCCUCCCUGAGCGCCCUUGCGGGCUUCCCCUGCUGGUGACCAGACCUGCAGUGUGACCAGAAGUGCCACAUCUCAGCAGUGCUCUCACAGGGUUGGCUUCCUAGCCUCUGCCAGCCUCAGGAUGCUACGUUCGGACUCUUUGUCCUUUAUUUUCCUGUUAAAGAAGACAUUUCCUUUCAAUUAUGCUGCCUCAGAUCCUCUUCCAUCUGUUGCAUGGGAGAUGCUGCUGCAGAAACCCCUCCAAGCCAGUGCAGCUGCUCUGGCCAGCAACCCACCUGCCUCCUGCAGUACCUGGUUGCAGAACCUGGGCCUUCCCAGCUUGGUCUCUGUCUGACUCUUCAGCCAUCACAGUAAUUAUUUACCUCCUUUUACAUUUCCAAACCUGCUGCUAAGCAGCUCUCCAAUAUAAUAUUAGAUACACACCCAGUUACAGUCAGAUGGAAGAAGAGCUGCUGGUGCCCUGCUUGGCACUGCAGUUCAGUCUCAGCACGCUCGCCCACCCGGGUCACUGCUGCCCAGGACUUGCCCCUGGGUUUUACAAACAGCUGGACAGCACAUCCCCACUGAAGAGGACAAGACUCACUUUGAGCAGUGACUUUGUGGCUUUCCUCUCAGUGAUGAGCCUGCAUCUUGCUGCAGACAGUGUUUCACCUCCUGCAGGACACUUGAAUGCUAUACACAGCCCCCAGCCCUCUCCUUCUCACACUCUUGGCAUGGAUCCAGCUUAGCAUGGUGCUUCCAAAGCAACUUCCAAAGGAACUGGUUUCAGUCCUGGCCAGGAAGGCUCUGCAUCCCUACAACAUGACAUGCUGGGUUAACACAGACUUCCCUGUACCUGCCCACAAAACUCUGCCUUACCUGUCGGCUUUUCCACCCCACAGUGCACCCCAGUAAGGCAACUCCAUGUCUGAAGUGUGUGUGGGAAGAACCACCAGCAGCAAUAACUGAUUGUUUUCCCCUUCUGCCAGCCAGGACCAGGCUUUCCCUUAGGCACAGGCAACUAGAUGCCCUCACCCUGCUGCUUGGCCAGCUCACAGCUUGCAGCAGGAGGAACAGCUGCUGACCCAGCAAUGCAGCUCUUCUGGCAUUGUAUGCUCUCCUCAGGUGCUUCCCACAGGUGAUGAUUAUCUCCAGUUGCCUCACUUGUUCAAUAUUCUACAGCACAUGCCUUGAACUCUUGCUCUAGACUCAGUCUCACUGCUUAUAAAUAAUGAACACAGAUGUCACUCAGUAACUGUACACUGGGUUGUUUUGACCACAACCAAGAUUAAAGCUGAGAAAGUAAACUCUCCUUCAAAUGGAAAGGGGCCAUGCCCUCUAAUCAUGAGUGCAAUAGGAGCUGAUUGUAUUAUUAAACUUAUAGCAAUGACUUCAGGAAACACAAUGUGUUUUACUCAAAUUGCACACUUUUUUUGAAGAGCUGUAAAAUAGAGUAUAUGUGUAAAUAUUGCCAUCACUGAAGAAGUAUUUGUAAUUUUAGCAUAUAAAUGUAACAGGCUUUUCAGAAGGCCUGAUGGUGCCAUGAGGCUGCAUCAAGCACUCGGGUAACUCCAAAGUUGUAAAUGUAUUUGCUGUACAGAGGAAGUGUAGGAGUGCUCACUUGUCCCAGGGUCCCUUCAGGAGAGCCAGUGGCUUUCCCCAGAGUGGCUGGCACCAGCCUGAGGAGCCAGCAGCUUCAUGGAGCAACAUCCUUGUGUCCAGAGGUAGCUCCGCAGUGCACAGAGUGACUUCCAGCUGCUCGGGUGGCACGGAGGGGUGACAGCCCCCCAGUGCACCCAGGGCUGUGCACUGUCACACUGCAGCUCAGUGGACACAGAGGAGCCCCGCAGUCCUGCAGAUGGUACCUCCAGGAAGGGAAAAGAGCAGGAAGCACAGGGCAGGGUGAUACACCUUGGUGCUUCAAGAGACCCUUGACAAGGGCAAUCUCCUAGCUACAGAUCAAAGCAAUAGUUAUAUUGGUGUCAUCUCUAAUCUAGUAGACCUCAUCUCUGCCACCCUUGCACAUCACCAGCGUGGUUAAAGCAUUGCUCCAAGGCCAGCCUCCCAGGGGCUGCUCUGUAUGUGAGGAACCAUGAAGCCAUUCUUUGCAGAUGCCUCAGAUGGUCAGUAACCUAAGGACCCAAAGGAUCAUCUCCUUGGGCUGCCCAGCAUGCAGUGCAGGCUCCUGCCUUGGAGAGGCAGCACUCCAGGCUGCAUGGAAUGUAUUUUAAGAUAAUACAUCUAUUUUUUUGUAUUUGCAGACAUAUAUUUGGGCUGGGCCAGCUUAGUUAGAAGACAAGUAAUGCAAUAAAUCUUUUUGUAAUCACAGACUCAUUGAAGUUAAGCAAAUUUUCCAGGGUUACAGUAUUGCCUAUUUCCCUAAAACUAUUUGUGCCAAUCGAACCAUCAUCACUCUCUCAAAACUCUCCAUGUUUCAGCAUGCUCAGAAGAGGGAAGCCAACUCUUUCCUCCCCAUGCUGCCCAUGCAGUGGGUUCAGAUGGUGCUCACUUCCUUCCAGUUACACAGUGCUCUUAGCCUGCAUGCCAAAUGUAAACACACACUUUAUCUGCAUGUCUCUCCUGACUUGAACACUGUCAGCUCUCCAGUAUAUAACCAAUAAAAACUUCUCUUUGUA